This is a messenger RNA of Tetrahymena thermophila SB210, 363 nucleotides long. RefSeq lists its product as hypothetical. The record is from RefSeq and is a predicted model, not a curated record. The transcript has a single exon. Lineage: Eukaryota; Ciliophora; Oligohymenophorea; Hymenostomatida; Tetrahymenidae.
AUGUCUUCGAAAAAUUGUAUUUCUAAAAUUAAACCAUUAGGUUAAGUUACUUUUUAAACAAGAUUACCAUCUAAUGUAUAUAAUUCUAUAGUAGAGGUGAAUAAGUAAACAUACUUGUAUUCUUCAUCUAUAGCAAAUAAAUAACUAGAAUCUAGAUAUUCAGAAGUUAUAGUCUAGAGAAUUUAUAAGCUACUCAAAGAAUAUAUGUGGAACUCGGCGUUUUACAUUUUGCAACCUAAAGUUGAGCCAGCUUUAAUGCAAAAUAAAGCUGCAUUUGUUAAAAUUGACUAGUCUUUGUUUUAAGAGAUUUUUAGAUUUAAAUUUAGUGCAAUAAUACUGCUCCCAUAUACAUAAAUUGUUUGA